AUGGACGAGCAACGACCGACGAGCGCUGACGGGCUACCGGUGGACCGCCUGGCUGAUGAUGUGGCGCGGCCUGUCACUAAGGAUGAACAGAAGACCCUGGGGAUACUGUGGGAUUCUCGAGGGGACACGUUGAAAUUCAACACAUCUCUAUCAAGAGUCCCUAAAGAGGUCCGAGAGCUACAGCGCGCACCUACCAAGAGAGAGGCCCUUAGCACGGUGAUGAGCAUCUACGAUCCGCUGGGGCUACUGAGCUGCUACACCAUCACCGCCAAAGUUAUCCUGCAAGGUCUGUGGCGUCAGAAGCUGGAUUGGGACGAGCCGCUGCCGGCGGAGUCAGCCGAAGACUUCACUCGAUGGCUGAGAGACAUGGAGCACAUCAGCCACCUCGAGCUAUCCCGGAGCUACAACGGGGGGAGCUCCACAAGAAACCGGCAGCUGCACGUGUUCUGUGACGCGAGCAAAGACGCGUACGCGGCGGCCGUCUACUGGAGGCUGGAGCAAGAAGAUGGAGAAAUUCGAGUAAUGCUAGCCGCAGCCAAGGCUAAGGUGGCGCCACUGAAGACACAGACGAUACCACGACUAGAGCUACAAGCCGCUCUGGUCGGAGCGAGGCUCGGGAACGCCGUCACAGCGGAACACAGAUGGAAGACAGAUGCGAUUUUCUACUGGACCGACGCUCAGGUAGUUCUGUGGUGGAUACAGAACGGAAGCAGGAAAUAUACGCCAUACGUCGUACACCGAUUGGGAGAGAUCGCCGAGCUGACAUCCGUACACCAGUGGAGGCCUGUGAACGAGUGGCCCACGGAGAGUCCCGUUCAAGCCGAGGACCUAGAGGAGCACGUCGCCUUCCAGACCACGGAGGCGAGCGAAGUAGACUGUCUGCCAGACGUGAGCCGCUUUUCAAAGUACGAGCGCCUCGUGAGAUGUACGGCGAUGGUUCUACUAUUCAUUGAGAAGUGUCGUGAUCGCCGGGCCAGUCUCGACGUGCGGCACCUGGAGAAGGCGGAGGUAUUAUGGUACCGAAAAUCACAACACGAUAGCUUCGCACGGGAAAUAGAGAAGAUGAAAAACGGAGGGACGGCGCCGAGAUGGAGCUCCUUGUACCGGCUCAACCCGGUGUACAGAGACGGCUUGCUCACGCUGGACGGGAGGAUCAGAGCAGCGCAGGUGCCGGAUGAAAUGAAGAACCCAGUUAUCCUGGACGGAAGACACCCGUUCACGAGGCUGCUGGUGGCCAGGGAGCAUGCCAGAGCCGGACAUGGGAGCCGCGAGAGAGUAGUGAACGAUCUAAGACAGAAAUUCUGGAUCCUGAAGCUACGGCCGACGGUGCGGAGCAUCAUACACAACUGCGCCUUCUGUCGGAUGAGGAGGGCGCGCCCGAAAAUCCCGCAACCUGGAGACCUGCCACCAGAGCGUCUGGGGGCGUUCCAGAGACCAUUUUCCUACUGUGGUCUCGAUUGUUUCGGCCCAAUGAUCGUUACCAUCGGCCGGCGUCAUGAGAAGAGAUGGGGAGCGCUGUUUACCUGUUUGACGACGCGAGCGGUCCACCUGGAACUGGUGGCCACGCUGUCAACCGAUUCAGCAUUGAUGGCAAUGAGAAGAAUGGCCGCACGGCGGGGAUGGCCGGCGGUCAUGUACAGCGACAAUGGGACGAACUUCAGAGGCGCGGACGUCGAGCUGCAACGAGCGUACGCCGAGUGGGCGCCGGCUAUGACCGAGCUGGGCCUCACACACCGCAUGAAAUGGAAGUUCACUCCGCCAGGGGCGCCGAACCAAGGGGGCGCCUGGGAGAGACUGGUGAGGUCGGUAAAAACCGCCCUACUCACCACACUGAACGAGAAAUCACCGAAGGAGGAGGUGCUCCAGACCCUGAUGACCGAGGCGGAAUACUCCGUGAACGCUCGACCGCUCGUUCACGUUUCCGUGGACCCCGACGAUCCAGAGGCGAUCACACCUAACCAUUUCCUCAUAGGGUCAUCUACUGGUCAACCAUACGUCGGGCCGUGCGAGCUGGCCGACAAGAAGACGUGGUGGGUCGCGCAGGCCUUGGCGGACGAGUUCUGGAGGCGAUGGGUGAGGGAGUAUCUCCCGACGCUCACGCCCCGUGGCGGGGCCCCGAGGAGCGGCCGCAACCUGGCCUCAGGGGACUUGGUGAUCGUCGUCGACCCCGCGCUGCCGCGUAAUACGUGGCCGCGAGGAGUCGUACACCGUGUCUACCCGGGCCCGGACGGACGAGUGCGUUGCGCGGACGUGCGCACGCGUAGUGGAGUGUUCCGCAGACCAACAUCAAAGCUGGCGGUGAUAGAAGAAUCGCCGCCGGAGGAGCAGAUAGCGCCGGGAGAGGGCGCAGCGGCGGGCCGAGUCGGCCCGCAGUCGCCAGAACGAGUCGCGACGGGCUCAGCCAGCUCGUGCUCAGCCGGGCAGUCAGCGGCUCAGCCGGGCAGUCAGCGGCGGGCCGAGUCAGCCCGCAGUCGCCAGAACGAGUCGCGACGAGCUCAGCCAGCUCGUGCUCAGCCGGGCAGUCAGCGGCGGGCCGAGUCAGCCCGCAGUCGCCAGAACGAGUCGCGACGAGCUCAGCCAGCUCGUGCUCAGCCGGGCAGUCAGCGGCUCAGCCGGGCAGUCAGCAGCGAGACCGGCGAGCCCGCAGUCACCGGAGAAGGCUGCGUAGACCCUGGCUACUGCGCCGGGGGGAGGAUGUUGAGGACAGCGGUCUCGCACCCAAAAAAACACAUAGUGAGUGUAUACAAACUCGUUAACAGUGAAAUAUGACAAUAAACUCAGUGCAAAAUAAGUGUUUUUAAAAAUAAACUUUAGAAGUGAACUGUGAUAAAUCUGUGGCUCCCUAAGAGGUAAAAAGUUGUUAUUUUAAUAAAAUAGAACGUUAACUAAUAAGUAUCAGAAAAUUAGUGUCUGAAAUAUAAAUAGUUUGGAAAAUAUUAGGAAAAAUGUGCUAAAAAACUAUGUAAAUUGUAUUAACUUUUAUCUUCGCCUAGCUGUAACUGUGUUAAAUAUAAGUGUUAAUAUUUAGAAUAAGUUGAUUAUUGUGGAACGAUAAAUAAAGAAUUUCCCGAAAUGCGUUUCAAUUACCUUGGCUCAUGGCAAAAUAGGGAAAAUAGGGAAAAUAGCCGCUUCCGAUAGUGAAAAU
Messenger RNA from Aricia agestis (brown argus), 3145 nucleotides. RefSeq lists its product as uncharacterized. Bases 1 to 2769 code for a protein of 922 amino acids. The record is from RefSeq and is a predicted model, not a curated record. The transcript has 4 exons. Gene Ontology annotation, biological process: DNA integration. Gene Ontology annotation, molecular function: nucleic acid binding. NCBI's taxonomy places the organism in Eukaryota, Metazoa, Arthropoda, Insecta, Lepidoptera, Lycaenidae.